Zophobas morio is the source of this 1459-nucleotide messenger RNA. RefSeq lists its product as uncharacterized. Bases 1 to 1353 code for a protein of 450 amino acids. Gene Ontology annotation, molecular function: ligand-gated sodium channel activity. The transcript has 6 exons. The record is from RefSeq and is a predicted model, not a curated record. Gene Ontology annotation, biological process: sodium ion transmembrane transport. Gene Ontology annotation, cellular component: plasma membrane. NCBI's taxonomy places the organism in Eukaryota, Metazoa, Arthropoda, Insecta, Coleoptera, Tenebrionidae.
AUGGCGUUCGUCAAAGUCAAAGAGUGUUUAACAGACCCUCGACAAUUAGUCAAAUUAAUUCUCUUGGUUGUGUGCGUCUGCAUCACGCUCUAUCAGCUUUCAGAAUGUGUUAAUAAAAUCAUGCAUCCACCUAUUACGUCGUACUAUAAGUUUAGACGAAACGAUACUAUUAAAUACCCGGCAGUGACCGUCUGCAGACGACCGAAGUUCAAAAGUCAUUUGUUUCCGCUAUAUGGAUUGAGAUCCGUAAUUGGGGACUUAGCAGCUUAUGAUACUUUCAAGUUUUUCCGGUUUGAUAGUUAUACACUUGAAGAAUUUAUGAAUGAAACAACCUAUAGUCUCGACGAGACGAUUCCACUGUAUGGUUAUAAGGGUUCUGGUUUGGGCGAAAACAUUAACUUCACUAGUUCAUACUACUCGGAUCGCGGUCUUUGCCACACCAUCAUUCCCAAGGAAACAGCGGACACUUUUUCCGUGAGCACAGGAUACUGGUUGUACCUCAAGCAUACAACCAAAGAGAAAACCAAAGACGAUAACGGUCAAUCUACCUCUGGGUUCGAAAUCCAUAUCCACGACCAAAACAACGUCAAAGAUGAUCUUACUAUUAAUACAGAUUACUUAUACAUAGAAAGUGCAGAAAUCGUUCAUCUAACUUUAACUGUUCAAACUUAUAACCAAAUAUCAACGACAAGCGAUCCUUGUUUAGAUGAUCCAGCCUAUAGUAAAUCUAAAUGUGAAGAGAAGUGUCUUCACAAUGCCGCUGCCAAAGCAGCUGGCUGCAAAGUUCCUUGGCUAAGACAAUUAGAAAAUGAAUAUCCAGAGUGUAUCAAUUCAUCAGCCAUAAACACAGUGAACAAUUUGUUUGGAGAAUUUAAGAGAGAAGAUAUUUUGCAAAAAUGUAACUGCGUGAAUGCUUGUAAUAACUCGAUCUACUACUACCAGAUUGAAAGCAGGAAAGAUGCAGACACCAUUUUGUCACCAUCUAGCACCAUUAGCAUUUAUUUCGCUUCCGACUUGGUUACAGAUCUCACAGAAGUCAUUAGUUACGACUGGAACAUUUUCUUGUCAGAUGUUGGUGGUUCUUUGGGGUUUCUUCUAGGUCUUUCAGUAAUUGGUUUUGUUAAUGUCUUGGAAGAAAUUAUUAAACUGGUUUUAAAAAAGGAAGACAAAACGGAAGAAAAUUUGGUCGAGAAUGAAAAGAAGUUGCCAGAUUUUAACACAGAAGGUGGUAACAUGGAGGGGGAAAAUUUGAAGAGUGUUAUGGAGUUUGUGGCAAAUUGUGAUAUGUAUCACUAUAUGCAAGAAAAGAAGAUGAUGGAGGAACAAGAAAUUAGAGAAAAUAAAUAUAUCUAAAACGUUUUAAAAUUUAAUGCAUAUUUAAUGUUAUAGGUUAUGAAAAAUACCAUUAUGGUUUAGUAAUUAAUUAGUGUCAAUUUUAGAAUUUGGAACAAAAGUUAUA